AUGACGAAUGAACAGAGAGUGAAGCGCUUAGCGUCAGAUAUUCUGAAUUGUGGAAAGUCGAAGAUAUGGCUAGACAUCAACGAGGUGGAAAGACUGAAUCAGGUGUCUACAAGGGACCAGGUCCGACAGUUGAUUAAGGACAAUGUGAUAAUUAUGAAGUUGGACAAGCAUAAUAGUCGCGGAAGGUUCAGAAUAAGGAUGGCAGCAAAAAAGAAGGGUAGGCAUAUGGGAAUUGGAAAGAGGGUUGGAACAGCAAAUGCCAGGAUGCCGAAGAAGGAUUUGUGGAUGAAGAAGAUCAGGGCGAUGAGAGCGAUGCUGAAGGAGAUGCGAGCAGAGGGCACGAUAAGCAAAGAAGAGUUCAGAGUAUUUUACAUGCAGGCGAAGGGAAAUCUGUUUAAGCACAGGUUCUACAUGAGGGACUACAUUAUGAAGAAGAAGGGCGAGGAGGAGAGAGCAAGGGAGCUCACAGGGCAAGCUGAAGCCUUGAGCAUAUCGAAUAACAAUGCGGUUUCAUCUUAA
Molecule: messenger RNA, 519 nt
Organism: Ordospora colligata OC4
Lineage: Eukaryota; Fungi; Microsporidia; Ordosporidae
Product: ribosomal protein L19
Exons: 2
Coding region: 1-519 (172 amino acids)
Biological process (GO): translation
Cellular component (GO): ribosome; cytosolic large ribosomal subunit
Molecular function (GO): structural constituent of ribosome; RNA binding
Source: RefSeq, a predicted model, not a curated record